GUUAAGCUGUCAAGUGUGGAUAAAGGACAGGUGAGGAUCAGGAAGCAUCAGGACCUUCCUGUGUUUCUGCCAUGUGUCCUCUUGCCUGGAGUAAUCCCGAUUGACUGCAGGCAGCGAGAAGACAUAAGGAGAGAGAGAGAGAGAGAGGAAGGAAGGGAUUACAUUUCCAAUCAACAAGCCCCUCAUCCCAUCACAUUCCAGACCACACGGAUUAGCCUGCUUUGUUCACGACAAACAUUAGUGCUCCCCUGGCACCCGUUUUCCACGCAAAUGGUUGGAAAACGAUCAUUAAUGAGAGUCUGGGUGACCGGAAUGGACUUUUUCUUCGACAAAGCUCCUUCACAUUCAACCCAGAAUGUUGGGCGUGAAGAUCCACAAACGGUGACAGACACAGAGCUUGGGCUAAGUGUGAGCAGGCCUGAGAUUCAAGAGGAGAAUUCCAACUCUAUUGUGAAUGACAUCAGCAGGAGAGUUCAGGAGCUGGUGCAGAAGGUUCACGACCGCCGCACCAGUGACCAGAAAGAAAUUGAAGAUUUUCAAGAGAUAAUACUGGAGAAGGUGACAGAGAUGUGCCAGCAGAUGAAGCAGCACAUGUACACAGCCUAUGAGGAGAACAGUGGUGAGAUGGAGGUGAAACUGCAGGAGUUGACUGAGGUGCUAGAGAGAUGCACCAUUCUCCACAAUGAGCUUCUGGAAGCCAGUAGCGUACUGGCAAGAGUGCGAGAGAGCCUCGUCAUCAACCAGCCAUCACAAUCCACAACACACUAGAUCAGCUCCAUAACUUGAAAUUGUUCUCAUGUUCUCGCACCAAUUUAGUUCUUUCUUCCGCAUUUCACUCGGAACCUACUGAUUGGCGCAACAGUUGAGAUUUGAGUUAGUUUUCUUGUUUUCAGCUGUGACUGAUACUUUCCUAUUCCGCUGUGAUGUGUAAGCAUUUGUAUGUGAGGACAGCAGUUUUAUUGGGGCCAUCCUCAUUUUGCCAGUCAUAUUAAAAUAUCGCAAAAUAAAAAGCAUCCCUUAAUGCAUUAUGCCACAACAACCCAAAUAAAUGAGCUACAGCUGAGACAUUUUAAAUGCAUGAAGGUAUCAGUCAAACCUCGGUUUUCGUGUGCCCCAGCUUUUGUUGAAAAUUUUUGCGUAAAUUUUGCCUGUUUUCAAUAUUCAGUUACAAUAUUGCAGUGAGAAACUACCGCUAGUCUGUUUGCCCUGUACUGUAUCGUUCCGUGAAAUUGAGUGCCCAAACAAAACACCGUACGCAUUGCUGACUCACUCUUCGUACAUUUUUUUUAUUGAGCGUGCCUGCUAAAUAACCCACCAUGGGGCCAAAGUUGAGAGUGCCGGCAAUUUGGUAAAGAAGGUGAGAAACACAAUUGAAAUUAAUUUCCCUGGGAUGCAUGGGAAGUCCGUAUCAACAAUAACUUCCAUCCAUUUGUCAUUUAAAAUGAUUUCACAUUGUUUUCUGCGUGUAAAAUUAGAAUUAUUCUCUAUAAAAUGUACUUCUUGUUCGUAUUUUGGGGGGGGUCUCGAGCGGAUUUCAUGGAUUUACGUUAUUUCCGACACAAAAAUGGUGUCAGUUUUCAUAUAUUUUGGUUUUCUUCUGAUCUUUUGGAAUGAACAAAUGACAAAAACAGAGGUACCAUUAUAUUUGCAUUUUACGCUGAUGGAUUGUGACCGGGUUGUAAGGAGACCAUGAAAAUGGAAACAGAAACGGGAACAAGUGACAAAAAUACAGAGUCUGCAAUUUAUUGAAAACUACAUUUAAACUCAC
Molecule: messenger RNA, 1768 nt
Organism: Dunckerocampus dactyliophorus (ringed pipefish)
Lineage: Eukaryota; Metazoa; Chordata; Actinopteri; Syngnathiformes; Syngnathidae
Gene: syce2
Product: synaptonemal complex central element protein 2
Exons: 6
Coding region: 271-768 (165 amino acids)
Biological process (GO): synaptonemal complex assembly
Cellular component (GO): central element
Source: RefSeq, a predicted model, not a curated record